AUCCACUAGCCAUGUUUAUGUGCGACUGUGGUGCGAUUUCGUGCGCGUCGGACUAGUCUGCCCCAGUCGCAAGUGGAAGUAGUGUUUGCGAAGAUAUUUGCGCGUGUUACUAUAAAAUCGGGCCGCAAUGUCGGGCACGAUGAGUGCCUCUCAGGCGUCAAACCUCAUUCAAUCAACAGCAGGCGCCAUCCCCGUCCUCAAUGAAAAGGGCGAGGUUUCCAUGCAAAAAGUGAAAGUGCACAGAUACAUAUCUGGAAGAAGACCUAAAUAUGCUCCUAAAGAAAGCAGCGAUGAAGAAAGUGGAGAUGAGUUCACAUUCGAGCGGCGGCAGCAACCAGUCAUUCCGGAGCCCAUUCCCAUCGACGAGGAAGCCGAAAAGAAUGACCCACGUCUGCGCCGUCUCCAGCGAAGAGACCAGCAGCUUAACGAAGAGGAACGAAUGGAAAGACACAGGAUGAUCCAUGAGCCAGAGGUCAUAUCUGUUGGUGCUGAUGGAGAAGAACCGAUGGACGAGAGCGAGAUGCGCGCUGCUCGGUGGCGAGAUGGAGAAGAAGACAGCGAUGCUGAAGAGCUUGAUGACGAGGAAAUUGAGCGCCGACGUCUGAUGCUGAGACAACGGGCUUUGGCAAGAGCUCAAGAAGAGGAGCUGCUUGAUUUGGAGGAUGAGGGCCGCUCGGAUGAAGAGGAGUCCGAAGAAUCUGAAUAUGAAGAGUACACAGAGUCUGAGGAAGAAGACACCGGACCACGUCUGAAGCCUGUAUUUGUGCGAAAGCGUGACAGGGUCACAAUCCAGGAGCGCGAACGACUGGCUCAAAAAGAGAAGGAACUCGAGCACGAGGCAAAGCGCAUUGCCGAAGAAAGGCGACGCACCACACUGAAGAUCGUGGAAGAAGAGACCAAGAAAGAGUUGAUGGAGGAGAAGCGUGUUGAUGACUCGGAAGACUGGGUCAACACGGACGACGAAAACGACGAGGCAGCAUACGAAGCCUGGAAACUACGUGAGCUGAAGCGCAUCAAGCGUGACAAGGAAGAAAAGGAGCAGUACGAGAAGGAACGCAUGGAGGUUGAGCGCAUGCACAACAUGACGGAAGAAGAGCGACGUGCCGAGCUCCGGGCCAACCCGCGCCAGGUCACCAACAAGGCGUCCAAGGGAAAAUACAAGUUCCUGCAGAAGUACUUUCACAGGGGUGCUUUCUUCCUGAACGAGGAGGACAAUGUCUACAAACGAGACUUUUCGGCGCCCACCCUGGAAGAUCACUUUGACAAGACUGUCCUGCCUAAGGUUAUGCAGGUCAAGAACUUUGGUCGGUCUGGUCGAACCAAAUACACACAUUUGGUGGACCAGGACACCACUCUGUUCGACUCACCGUGGAUGUCAGAAACAGCUCAAAAUCUCAAGUUCCAUGCAAACCAGGCUGGAGGAAUGAAGCAGCUUUUCGAAAAGCCAAGCACCAAGAAGCGCAAGACAACGGCCUCUUGAAUCGUGAAAAUGGGUAGCCUAGCGUUGCCAGUACCUGUACAUAGUCACUGUAUUGUCAUGUUGUUGUUAUCGAGUCACCACACUUAUAAACAGAGAAUGGUUUGUCUUGAUUAAAAACUGGCACCGUAGUUCCAGUGGUCAUGGUUACACUAAUACUGUUCAGUAGUAAACAUGUUGAGUACAUCUGGUUCUCUUUGUGAGGAGUAUCAGUGCUGGUACAGGAACUUCAUGGAGACAAAAAUUAAACAAAAGUUUUCAGUUCAAAGUGUGCUAGUUUGUUAGGGCCUGUCACCUUAUAGUUCAGAACGAGCACGGUUGUUGGCAGUAUAAGGAACGUCAUAGCAGUGGUAAUCUGGACUGACAUUUAUUUUGCACAUCAUUGGCUGCUGCACUGCAAUACACGCUGCUAGUUUUUGACCCAUUCUUGAUCUGCAUCGCCUGAGCAGGGUUGGAACUGUAUGUUUUAGCCACUAUAUAUAAAUAAGUUCUUAUGUAACGUUUCAAACAUAAAAACACAGUAUAUGCUGGUUCUGAAUACUUGU
Messenger RNA from Dermacentor andersoni, 2022 nucleotides. It is a transcript of the gene Mfap1, whose product is annotated as Microfibril-associated protein 1. Lineage: Eukaryota; Metazoa; Arthropoda; Arachnida; Ixodida; Ixodidae. The record is from RefSeq and is a predicted model, not a curated record.